UUAAUUAUUAUUAAACAUAGUCAUCAUACAUAAGCAUCAAUUAUGAAAGUGUUUCUAACAUUUCUAGUAUUGUUUAUUUCGGCCGCAUUAUCAGCACCCGAUGGUUAUCGGUUACGGGAUGAUAAAGCGGAACUGGAGAAACGUGCGGCCGAACUGGAACUCCGUAUCGAACGGGAUAUCCGACGAUUGGAAACUGAACACAAACUAACUCGUCAGGAGUUGGUCCGAUUGGUCGAGUUUGACGGUGCACUGCGUAUACUGUCGGCCGAGUUGGCCAUAGCCGUAGAGCCGCAUCGUAUCGCCGAAAUUGAGCGCCGAUUGAAACGUUUGGAGGACGAUGUCGAAGCCGAAGUGCAGCGACUAGAACGACGAUUGUCUACACCGGCGCCGCCAACCACUAGUGCACCUACUACUAGAGCUCCGGCACCGACAACCAGAGCACCUACUACUAGACCUCCGGCACCAACAACUAGAGUACCUACUAGUAGAGCUCCAGCACCGACAACUAGAGGACCUACUAGUAGAGCUCCGGCACCGACAACUAGAGGACCUACUAGUAAAGCUCCGGCACCGACAACUAGAGGACCUACUAGUAGAGCUCCAGCACCGACAACUAGAGGACCUACUAGUAAAGCUCCGGCACCGACAACUAGAGGACCUACUAGUAAAGCUCCGGCACCGACAACUAGAGGACCUACUAGUAGAGCUCCAGCACCGACAACUAGAGGACCUACUAGUAAAGCUCCGGCACCGACAACUAGAGGACCUACUAGUAAAGCUCCGGCACCGACAACUAGAGGACCUACUAGUAGAGCUCCGGCACCGACAACUAGAGGACCUACUAGUAAAGCUCCGGCACCGACAACUAGAGGACCUACUAGUAGAGCUCCGGCACCGACAACUAGAGCACCUGCACCAUCGACUAGAGCUUAA
This is a messenger RNA of Oppia nitens, 933 nucleotides long. RefSeq names its product proteoglycan 4-like. Lineage: Eukaryota; Metazoa; Arthropoda; Arachnida; Sarcoptiformes; Oppiidae. Bases 43 to 933 code for a protein of 296 amino acids. The record is from RefSeq and is a predicted model, not a curated record. The transcript is spliced from 2 exons.